AUGAUCAUCCCUUCUAUCUCGCUCGUCUUGCUCAUGGCAGCUUGCGGAAUGAUGGCAGCGCCACAUGAGCCAUCCACGCUCCUCAACACGAUGCAAAACCGAGCAGUGAAGAAGAUACCAGCCAAUUUCAAUGCCUCUUGCUCAGAUGUUCGCUUCUUUGAUCCCAGAGACCUCGUGGAUGAGGGCAGCAAGAAGAAGGAUUCGACGCCGUAUCUCGUGGCCAAGUGCGGGGAUGGCAAAGGGGGCGAACGGUGCUCCUGGAUGCCCCUGACCGCGUGUUUCGCAAACGCCGACGGUGCCAUUGUCUACCAAAGAUAUGGUGCAUUCUUCAAAUCCUGCACAGAGUGUAAAUACGAGCACACGGACGGCAAUAUGCGGUGUAUAUGUAGUGGUCCCAAGGGAGCAGUGACCUCAGUCGUCAACUUGAAUAACUUCCUGGACAACCGAGGCGGCCUUCUGGGCUGCCACAGAUUCGGAGGAAACCCUAUUGGAUGUAACGAGCACGAAAUGAUGGCAAUCCGCUUUCAUACUAACCCGGCUAUCAUUCCCGAUGAACCAGACUGGGCGUUCGAAGGCGGUCUCUGA
Molecule: messenger RNA, 585 nt
Organism: Colletotrichum orchidophilum
Lineage: Eukaryota; Fungi; Ascomycota; Sordariomycetes; Glomerellales; Glomerellaceae
Exons: 3
Coding region: 1-585 (194 amino acids)
Source: RefSeq, a predicted model, not a curated record